Molecule: messenger RNA, 1240 nt
Organism: Suillus fuscotomentosus
Lineage: Eukaryota; Fungi; Basidiomycota; Agaricomycetes; Boletales; Suillaceae
Exons: 6
Coding region: 264-1070 (268 amino acids)
Molecular function (GO): FMN binding
Source: RefSeq, a predicted model, not a curated record
CACUACCUCCCGAUGUGUACUACACCCAAUUUCGACUUCAAUCUUGUAUUUUCCAAUUUGAUGCCGUAAGGUGCACUGAUGGUUUGUGGGUAAGAAUGAAGUUGCACGACACUGAUGUGGCAUAACACUGUAUUUAUGCACAAGGUAUAUGAUGACUACGACACCAGAGACUGAACUAGAGACGACCACAGUUCGGACCAACUCAAUGAGAACUAUAAAUACAGGGUCAGUCUCGCUGUCUUCAUCCAGAUAAUCCACCAACCAUGUACAUCCCUCCAUUCAACACCACCUCAUACUCCAGCACCACCCAAUCACCCAAUCCAUCCUGGACAUAUGGCCAGAGAGUCUACGCCACUCCUGCCGGAAAAGACUGGCUUGCAGGUGAAUCUGCAGGCCGGAAAGUCUACAGCACAACAGACAUGGACAAGACCAAUCUCAACAAGCUCUUGAUUUCAGGCGUUCUACCACGCCCCAUGACCCUCGUAUCCACGAUCAGCGAGGAUGGCGUAGAGAACCUGGCACCUUUCAGUUGGUUCAACACAGUCACGAACUACCCGCCUGUCAUCUCAUUCGCGAUCAACCACAAUGCUACGGGCAGCCUAAAAGAUACGACCGCGAACCUGAAGAACGGCCAAGGAUUCACCGUGAACAUCAUCAGCGAGGCAUUCGUCGAGAAUGCAAAUUCGACUGCCGUAGACGCUCCUCCCGAGUUCGACGAGUGGGCUCUCAGCGGUCUGACAAAGGAGAAAUGCGUGCAAAUAAGAGCCUCGCGCGUCAAAGAAAGCGCUUUUAGCAUGGAGUGCGAGCUGUACAAUUCGAUAGAUAUCACGCAUCCAGUCACCGGCGAGCAUAACGGCACGCUUAUCCUCGCGCACGUCAAGUACUUCCACGUGCGCAAAGACAUGCUCACAAGCAGAGGUGCCGUCGACCUCACAAAAUUCAAGCCUGUCGCGCGUGUGGGCGAUAUUUCAUAUGCCCGGGUCGGAGAUACAUACAGGAUCCCUGUGCCUUCAUGGGCGAAGGAGGAGGGAAAGAUACAGGAAGCAUUGAAGACACUCGCAUCGCUAUAAAAUAGAACGAGGGUGGCUUACCAUUUCUGAGGAACAUAUGGAACAUAUACCAUAGAUCAUAUAGACAUCAGCAUCCAGGCGGGAUAGACUCCGUCGCUAUUUCUUAUCCCUAUGAUAGAGCUUUAUAAUUGACUAGCAAGCCGUAUUUUUCCAAGUGCACAUGUUGACUC